AUGCUGCCGGUGACAUUACGGAGGAGAGCGCUCCUCCUGUUAAGGAAUCACAAUGCUACAAAGGCGAGGAGCCUAGCCCAACGGCGAACGUUGGUAUCAGCUCCUAAACCCGGCGAUGGGCCGCUAAUGGAGAGGCGAGCAGAUCGGGAGCUUCCCAAUAUUGAGAGCUUCCGGUGGUCGCGGAGUCUCCCCAUCUUCCUCGCUCUGAUCGCCGUUUCCAGCUUCGCCAUCUUCAACUACCAGAAGCUGUCGAGCCCCGUCGUGGCCUCAACGCUAUACGCCCUGCGCACCAACAAGAAGGCGCGCGAGAUCCUGGGCGACGAGAUCUACUUCAAGCACCAGAUCCCUUGGAUCUCGGGAGAGAUGAACCAGCUGCGUGGCCGCAUCGACAUCAGCUUCGCCGUUAAGGGCACGCGGUCCACGGCCGUCAUGCGCUUCGCGAGUGUGCGGCCCUCAGCCCGUGCCAUGUUCGAGACCACCGAGUGGAGUCUCGAGACGCCUGAUGGUGCGCGCAUUGACUUGCUCGACGGUGGUGACCCGUUCAAAGGUAUUGCUGGCUAUGGUAUGGAUGAGGAGGAGAAAGAGGCGGCGUUGGAGACGAGGGGCUUCCGGCAGCAGCUCAAGUAA
Messenger RNA from Xylaria bambusicola, 627 nucleotides. RefSeq names its product DUF1783-domain-containing protein. Gene Ontology annotation, biological process: mitochondrial respiratory chain complex IV assembly. The coding region runs from base 1 to 627 and encodes 208 amino acids. The transcript is spliced from 2 exons. Lineage: Eukaryota; Fungi; Ascomycota; Sordariomycetes; Xylariales; Xylariaceae. The record is from RefSeq and is a predicted model, not a curated record. Gene Ontology annotation, cellular component: mitochondrial inner membrane.